Messenger RNA from Cuscuta europaea, 1385 nucleotides. NCBI's taxonomy places the organism in Eukaryota, Viridiplantae, Streptophyta, Magnoliopsida, Solanales, Convolvulaceae. The record is from the annotation of a GenBank genome assembly.
CUCUCAGUUACGUCAAAACCAACGACCACCUAUCGCAUCGUCGGAAACAUGGCGGCGUCAACGGUGUCGCUGGAGGAUGUCCCAAGUGAAACCAUCAUGUCGGAGCUCCUCCGCCGUCUUAAGUGCUCCACCAAGCCUGAUAAGCGCCUCAUUCUCAUCGGCCCACCUGGAUCUGGAAAAGGUACCCAGUCACCCAUCAUUAAGGAUGAAUACUGUUUAUGCCAUUUGGCCACCGGUGACAUGCUUAGAGCUGCUGUUGCUGCCAAAACUCCUCUUGGAAUCAAGGCCAAGGAAGCCAUGGACAAGGGUGAACUUGUUUCUGAUGACUUAGUUGUUGGGAUCAUUGAUGAAGCAAUGAAGAAACCCUCAUGCCAAAAAGGGUUCAUUCUUGAUGGGUUUCCCAGGACAGUGGUUCAAGCAGAAAAGCUAGAUGGAAUGCUUCAGAAGCAGGGUGCCAAAGUGGACAAAGUAUUGAAUUUUGCAAUUGAUGACGCUAUUCUGGAAGAGAGGAUUACUGCUCGAUGGAUUCACCCUUCAAGUGGAAGAACUUACCACACAAAGUUUGCGCCUCCUAAAGUUCCUGGAGUUGAUGAUGUCACUGGAGAACCUCUAAUUCAACGUAAAGAUGAUACUGCUGCUGUUCUCAAGUCCAGGCUCGAGGCUUUUCACCGCCAAACAGAACCGGUUAUAGAUUAUUAUUCAAAGAAGGGUAUUGUUGCUAGCUUACAUGCUGAAAAACAACCAAAGGAUGUUACAGCAGAAGUUCAGAAAGUUUUAUCCUCCUAGAGAAGAAGCUUAUAACAAAACUGGCCUUCUGAAUUGAACUGUACUAUCUGCUUGUUGUUUGUCUGACUGAUGAUCAUUGGAAGGACAGUGUCUAUCUCUUUUUAGUUCUUUUUGUUGUUUAUCCCAGCAUAUUGUCAACUUCUGAUGAGUUAGCAGAAGUGCACCAGUGUAGGAAUUUUCGCUAAUAAAUUUAUGAUCACCUCUGAAUAUCUGACUAUCACCAGAUACAAGUUUCGUUUGUUUUUCAGCGGGUGAGUAGCAAACCGCUGCAUUUUGCAGGGUUUUGAUGUUUUAAUUGAUUAGCGGUUUGCUCCAUCCGUUGUUAUCCAAACGGCACCACAAUGGUUAUUUAUCUGAUUUGAAAGUUGUAACUUGAUGGACUGGCCAAAAUUUGUGCUCUCCGUUUACUGCCCAAUGUUAUUACAUGAGCAAUCUAGUUUCAAACUUGUGAUUAUAGUUGGUAGUUGGUAGUGUUGUGUACUUGUGGCCUUGUGGGCUUUGAUCAUUCAAUUUUUUUUGAAUAUACUCCGUAUUAAAUAAAUUGUAGUGAAUGUUAUUGCAAUUAUUUAAGAAUGGAUCCACUGAGGUAGUAUUUGGUU